Molecule: messenger RNA, 1688 nt
Organism: Hibiscus syriacus
Lineage: Eukaryota; Viridiplantae; Streptophyta; Magnoliopsida; Malvales; Malvaceae
Product: protein AUXIN RESPONSE 4-like
Exons: 2
Coding region: 168-1385 (405 amino acids)
Source: RefSeq, a predicted model, not a curated record
AACACGUUGCCGUUAAAGAAUGAAGAAAGACCUGCUUUAUCAAAGUGGACAUACAGCUUUAUCUCAAAUCUCAAAAUUUACCCUUUCUUUUUCCUAUUUUUUUAAAAGGUGCGUUGUGCUACAAAGAUUAGAUCUUGAAAUUGAAGUUUACAUUUGAUGCUUGUCUAAUGGCGAUCAUAACAGAAGAGGUAGAGCCAGAAUCACCACCCAGAACCAAAGGAAACAAGAAAAUUCCCAAAAAUCCAACCCCAGAACCUUCUAAAUCAACUCCAAAGCCUACCAUAAACACCCAAACCCAAAAUCCCUUUGCCUUCUGGUUCUAUUUCACCUUCGGUAUCUCUCUCAUCACUUUCCUCUUUGUCUCCUUCUCAUCUUUGCCCCCACAAGACCCCAAAUCCUGGUUCCUUUCUUUGCCCUACCCCCUACGCCAACACUACUCAAAUGGCAGAAUCAUCAAGGUGCAAACGUCUCCAAACCAAUCUCCGAUUGAAGUUUUUGUUUCUGAAAAUGGUCAGUUUUCGUCAUCUGAGAAUGUUAUGAUCGUUCAUGGGUUGGGACUGAGUUCUUAUUCCUAUAGGGAAAUGAUUAAGGUAUUAGGCUCAAAAGGAGUUCAUGUUAUAGCCCUUGAUUUACCCGGAAAUGGGUUUUCAGAUAAAUCUAGGGUAGAGAUUGAAGAAGGGACAAAUGGAGUUUUGGGAAGGUUCAAGGAAGUUUAUAGUUUGAUCCAAGAAAAGGGUGUGUUUUGGGCGUUUGAUCAAAUGGUUGAAACCGGGGAACUGCCUUAUGAAGAGAUAAAAUCUAGAGUUUUGGUUAAAAAGAAUGUUAAUGUGAUUGAGAUCGGAAGUGAAGAGAUGGGGAGUAUUCUAGGCCAAGUUAUAGGAACAAUGGGGUUAGCUCCGGUGCAUUUGGUUUUACAUGAUUCUGCUUUUCUUAUGGCUGCAAAUUGGAUUUCUGAGAAUUCAAGGUUCAUUAGAAGCGUAACUCUUAUCGAUACCGGACUAAAACCAGCUUUACCUACCUGGGUUUUGAACAUACCUGUUGUUAAUGAAAUUGUGUUGAGGUUUUCAUUUGUUUAUGCAAGGUUUAUAAACCUGUGUUGCACAAAGGGGAUUAACCAGUCGGAAUUGGAAGCACAUAGAUCGCUUUUAAAGGGGUGGGAGGCAAGAAAAGCUGUUGUGGGGAUCGAGAAGAAGCUGAAUCAUAGUUUUAAUGUAGAAGAAUGGGGAUGUUUGGAUGAUAUAAAAGGUAUGCCAAUGCAGGUACUUUGGUCUAAUGACUGGUCAGAUGAAUGGAGUGAAGAGGGCAAACGAACUGCCGAAGCACUUCCUGGUGCAAAAUUUGUCACUCAUUCCGGUGGGAGAUGGCCUCAGGUAUGGGUUCAUUGACUCUUUUGACUUAUUAGUUUCUGUUGAUUCUGGCUUGUUUGAAUCAAAUUAUCAGUGAGGAAAAGUCAGAUUUUAAGUCUAUUUUGGCCUCUGUUUUUUUGCUACCAUAUGUUCUGAAUAUAUGCAGCCAUCUUAUACUGUUGGCGAAUUCAUGUAUUGUUGAUUGUUUGUAUGUCUUUAAUAGAUUGUUUUCCUUUUAUAUUUGCGAUAAUUUUGUUCUAGGUUCUUUGCAUGCCUUUUGAAUUGUUUAUUCUUUAGUUCAAAUUGAUGCCAUUUUCCCUUAAUUUGCACGUUGCUUGGUUA